Messenger RNA from Solanum stenotomum, 1206 nucleotides. RefSeq names its product FBD-associated F-box protein At3g52670-like. Gene Ontology annotation, molecular function: protein binding. Bases 1 to 1206 code for a protein of 401 amino acids. The transcript is spliced from 2 exons. The record is from RefSeq and is a predicted model, not a curated record. NCBI's taxonomy places the organism in Eukaryota, Viridiplantae, Streptophyta, Magnoliopsida, Solanales, Solanaceae.
AUGACUAGUAUGGACGUGUUGUCUGAAUGCGUUAUUCACAAAAUACUCUCUUAUCUUAGUUUUCAAGAAGCAGCCAAGUUGAGCCUUGUCUCGAAAACAUGGCUACAAGCUUGGUUAACUCAUCCCAGCUUGGAAUUCACCUUAUUGUCUUCAAAACAUGGCUACAAUAUUCAUGAUAGUAAAAUUGUGGAUCAAGUCAUGGAGAGAUAUAGGCAAACAAAAAUCCCUAUUGAAAAUUUUCAACUUUCAGUUACAAUUUUAUCUCCUCAUCGUCCUUUUGUUUUUCCUCAAAUGGAUAAAUGGCUCGGCAUUGCUCUUCAAAAUGGUGUAAAAGAUUUGUCGUGUGAGGUUUCUCUCCCUUCAUACCCCUUCCCUAUUUUCACAUUCUUGGCACCAAAAUCUUUAAGAGAAUUGGUUCUGUUGGGAUAUAAUCUCAUAUUGGAUCAUUCAUUGUCUAUUACUACAACUCAAGUGAUAAGCUGUCAUUCUUUGAGAAAGCUUUCUCUAACUGAGGUUGGAUUAGACGACAACAUGCUUCGAGCUCUGCUCAAUUGCUGUCCCUUGAUUGAUGAUUUUAUCAUUGAGCAUUGUCGUUUAUUGACAAAGAUUGAGCUGCGAAAUCUUCAAAAUAUCAAGUCAGUCUCUAUUAGUUGCUGCAAGAACCAGAGUCUAAUAGAUAUGAGGAUAUCUGAAGGAUUUCUCCAGCGCCUUAUUUCUACAUCUCAAUUCCUCGAGAGAUUGACAUUAGAUUACGUUUCUACAAGGCUGGAAAGGUUCAAAAUCUGCGGGAGUCCAUCCGUAAAGUUGUUGGCGAUUGAGAAUUGCAAGGGAUUACAGGAGAUUGAUGCUCCAAAUUUGGUAUCACUCGAGUAUAAUGGAGAUGAGAUUUCUGAGCUUAAAGUUGCAAAAAGGUGUCGCCAACUGAAGAAAUCACAAUUAUGUCUCGAUAGCUUGAAAAUUUUGAAUGCUGAAUGGUUUGGUGAAUUGAGGAAAUUUCUAUCAAAGUCGAGUUCUUGGUCUCUAGUUUCCCUUACUUUUGAGGAAUGCAGUGAGAUCAACUUGAAAGAUUUGGUGCUGCACCAUACAGUUGCAACCCCCAAAGUGAACGAAUUAGUUGUAUGUAUAGAAUCGUCUGAUAAGUGCCCAACACUACUUGUGGAUGCUUUGCUAUGGAGUUGUCAUCCUAAGAGACUCAUCCUAAAAUAA